GUCUGUCCGUUAGUACGGUACGCGCCACAUCUUGACAUUCGUGCAUCAUUUCGAGAAGAGCAACAGUUAUGCCCUCAGAUCAUUGUGUCAUUGGCUGACAAGGUCCAAUAUUAAAUUUCGUCACGCGUUUACGCGCGCGUUACGUAUGGCGUAUGGCCUUACUCUAUGGUAUGGCAUCGCGGGACAUUGUUCUUUGCUUCUUCCUCGCUGCCUUUCUGUAUUCGAGUUUCGGUCAAGCGAUGCCAAAGUCCGAGGUCCAGCCAGAAUUUCUAGCGCUUCUGGAGAACCAUACGGUCAGUCAAGGUCGUGACGUCUCCUUCACCUGCGUCGUUAAUCAUCUUCAAUCUUACAAGGUCGCCUGGAUGAAGUCCGAUUCGAAAGCUAUCCUGGCCAUUCAUACGCACAUGGUCGCUCCAAACCCACGGUUGUCUGUCACUCACAAUGGACAUAACACGUGGAAACUGCACGUGACCAACGUCCAACCGAACGACUCUGGCACGUACAUGUGUCAAGUUAAUACGGAUCCUAUGAGAAGUCAGACUGGUCAUAUGAAGGUACUGAUACCGCCCGAUAUCACGGAUUUGGACGACUCGGCUGACCUUCUAACGCCAAAAGAGAACAGUGAUCUGCGAUUACGAUGUCGGGCGACGGGAACACCGGAACCCGUGAUAACUUGGCGACGAGAAGACGGACGAAAUAUUACUCUCAGGACGGAGCACGGCGUUCAACGAGUAAAGUCGUACGAAGGGGAGCAACUUCAUCUGACGGGCAUUCUGCGGCAGGAGAUGGGCUCUUACCUUUGCAUCGCCUCGAACGGCGUGCCGCCAACGGUCAGCAAACGAUAUUACGUGAACGUACGAUUUAAACCGCUGAUUAAAGUCUCGAGCCAAUUAGUAGUGGCACCUGCUAACAGUGACGUCGUUCUUCACUGCUACGUCGAGUCCUGGCCGAAAGCUCUGAAUACAUGGUAUAGGGACGAUGGUGUGAAAUUAUUGUCCGAUGAGAAACAUGAUCUAACGGAGAUUCCGUUGAACGAUUAUGCGUAUCAGUUGAACUUGACCGUCAAGAGACUAACUAUGGACGAUUUCGGUAGUUACACCUGUUCCGCGGAAAAUUUACUGGGCAAAGACGAAAGAACGAUAAGACUGCAAGUUAAAGAGUUACAUCUGACGAAAACCACUUCAAUACCUAUUCGCCACAACAUGGAGUUUUUGGACAAAUACGGAUCGAGGAAGCAAAUGGAUAGAAAGGGGAAGCACCAUGGAUUCGGGCGAGAAGCUGGUUCAUUGUCGAAAAAUGGAAAUAUGGGUCAUACAACGCCGAUGUUAAGGAGAAACAGUUCGAACGUGUUGACGGAUGUCACGGUGAAAAAAUCGAAAGUUUCAUCAUAUCCGGCACCUGCACCUGCGCCAGCGCAUUUUACGCCGACCCAACUGAGCGUUCAGAAUAGCGUCACAUCGCUGCGACAACACUCGCGAUUAAACUGCGUAGGAUUAAUGUUCGCUUUCCUAGUGAUAGUGAUCUGUAGCUCGUAAACAAUCGGCUGUUUUUCGAAAUGUACGAAAAAGUACAAAUCACCUUUCAUGGGGAUUCAACAUUAGGGAUUAAAUGAGAACAGGGAAGGGUAAUGAAAAGAAAAGGACGAAAGAAAUGGCGGAGAGACGAGGAGAGAAAGAGAGAGAGAGAGAAAAAAAUCCUUGAAAAAGAUAUCCAUUUUAUCCCAACUAGCGUUCGUUACGUUUUACGUUUUGAAAGUCAUAUUUUAGAUUCACCGACAAUGUUCCUUUAUAUCCUUCUUUUUUUUUAUCUCCAGCCCGAGAGAAAUGGACAGCGACGCUUCUAUCGUGUAGUAAAGUGCACGCACAAUCUUCGGGACUAUAGGUGUUAUUAUUCACGCGAGUGUGAUCAUAUCAAAUUAAUGUACGUUGUUCAGUGGUGAAAAAAAAAAAAAAAAUAACGAACGGUUUUUUAUGACAAUAACUGUAGCUGUAUACGAUAAAUCGGUAAUGAAAAAAAAAUCAUCGAUCACUGAUCAAAUGGUCGCGGACCGUUGUCGUUGUCAGAUACACGUGUAGAAAAUAUAUCUUCACCAAACCGAUGAUUAUUCGAUCUCUAAGUCACGCUGGCGAACGGCAGAUGUGACGUAUAGUUAUUUUCGAACGCGGACAGUAAUGUUAAUUGUUUAUAUAUAUUUUGUGCGUGCGCAUGUUGGAGGGACCGUUGUUCCUCGCUUUUCGCAAAUUUUAUUUCGAAAAAUCGAUUGCUCAUGCAUGAAUGUGAUCGAACGAACGGAACGUGGUCCAUUUUCGCACAUCGGUUCAUGAACGUUCACAUUAGUAACAAAUGAAUGUAUUGUUUAUCGAUGUUAACGUCUGAGUUGUGUAUCUGUGUAUGUAUGUACGACAAUAAACGUUGUUUUUACCAA
This is a messenger RNA of Frieseomelitta varia, 2425 nucleotides long. Its product is annotated as lachesin-like. The transcript has 9 exons. Bases 153 to 1535 code for a protein of 460 amino acids. The record is from RefSeq and is a predicted model, not a curated record. Gene Ontology annotation, cellular component: neuron projection. Lineage: Eukaryota; Metazoa; Arthropoda; Insecta; Hymenoptera; Apidae.